AUGUCAUUGUUGAAUCGGCGGAUGAAACCGGAAAAAGAAAAAAUAUUUGCAGAUGCUGAUGGUGCAGCCAAUCUUUUUAAGAGAAAGAACAAUCAAACUACUAUCAAUAGCAUUUUCAAGAAGAGUGUGAGGGAAGAUGCAUGCAUGUAUAUUGCUUCUUUCUUUUACAACAAUGUUAUUCCUUUCAAUGCGGUGAAGAGUGAAGAAUUUCUGAAGAUGUGUGCUUCUAUUGCCCGACAUGGUAUAGGAUUUAAGCCAACAUCAUACCAUGAGCUAAGGGUGACAUAUUUGAACAAACAGGUUGAAGCAACAAAGCUGAUUUUGGAAGAACAUAAAGUUGUUUGGAAGAAAUCAGGAUGCACCAUUAUGACAGAUGGGUGGACGAACCGAAGGAGGAGAACUAUACUUAAUUUUUUGGUAAAUAGUCCUAAGGGAACUACUUUCCUUAAGUCUAUUGAUGCAUCAGACAUCACCAAGAUAGUUGAUAAAGUAUUCAAUAUGAUGGAUGAGAUCGUUGAUGAGAUUGGGGAAGAAAAAGUUGUUCAAGUCGUCACGGACAAUGCAUCAAACUAUAAGGCAGCAGACGAAUUGUUGAUGCAGAAGCGGAAGCACUUGUAUUGGACACCUUGUGCCGCUCACUGCAUCGACUUGAUGCUGGAGGAUUUUGAGAAAAACAUACCCCUCCACAAGGAGACAGUCUCUACUGGUAAAAGAAUUACAACUUAUAUAUAUUCAAGAACUGGCCUUAUGUCUUUAUUGCAUCAUUUUACUAAAGGUGGAGACUUGAUUAGACCUACUGCCACUCGCUUUGCCACUUCCUAUUUGACCUUAGGAUGCUUGAAUAACAAUAAGGGAGCAUUGAUAAGAAUGUUCACAUCUCAGCAGUGGAAAUCUAGUGCUUUUUCAAAGUCGAAUGAUGGAGUUUUUGUUGAAAAUCAUAUUACAGAUAAGGGAUUUUGGAAAAAUAUCAUCAUUUGUUUGAGGGGUGCAUUUCCCUUAAUCAGUGUGCUGCGCAUGGUAGACUCUGAUGAAAAGCCAGUCAUGGGAUCCAUUUAUGAAGCAAUGGAUCAAGCUAAAGAGAAGAUACAAAUUGGCUUCAACGGGGUUCAGAGGAGCUACACUCCCUUAUGGGAAAUCAUUGACAAAAGAUGGGAUAAACAGCUGCACGGGCCAUUGCAUGUUGCUGGUUAUUACCUUAACCCUGUGAUGCACUAUAGUCCUACUUUUAAGGCUGAUUAUGAAGUUAAGGAGGGAAUGUAUGAGUGCUUAAAAAGGAUGGUGGGAAACAGGGAUGAAAGAAUUAAGAUUGAUGAUCAAUUGGAGGAAUUCAAAAGUAAAGUUGGAAUGUUUGGUAGUGAAUUAGCUACAUGUGCACUUAAGACCAAAACUCCGGCACAGUGGUGGGAAUCGUAUGGUGAUACAUGUCCGGAGUUGCAAAGGUUUGCUAUUCGAAUAUUGAGCUUGGCAUGUAGCUCAUCCGGCUGUGAACGCAAUUGGAACGCCUUUGAGAGAGUCCACACCAAGAAAAUGAAUCGUUUAAAGCAAAAGACCAUGAAUGAUGUGGUCUUUGUGAUGGUAAAUUCAAGACUAAACAAGAAGAAGCAAGCUAGGAAAGGAAAGAAUUAUGACAUUGAUGAUCUUGCUUCUGAUGAUGAAUGGGUUGUGGAUAAUGUUGAAGAUAAUUCAGAUUCGGAUUUGGAUGCUCCAAUUGAAGUUGGAGAAGAAAAUGCUAAUGGUGGUAUUGGUGCUGCACUAGGAGAUGAUUUAGAGAUUCCUAAUGACAUUGGUCAUGCUGAAGAUGAAAUUGAUGAGAAUGAAGAUCAUAUGGAGGAUGAUUUCCCUGAUUUAGGAUUGAAUAAUAUCAUGGAUAUCUAG
This is a messenger RNA of Vicia villosa (hairy vetch), 1875 nucleotides long. RefSeq lists its product as uncharacterized. Gene Ontology annotation, molecular function: protein dimerization activity. The record is from RefSeq and is a predicted model, not a curated record. NCBI's taxonomy places the organism in Eukaryota, Viridiplantae, Streptophyta, Magnoliopsida, Fabales, Fabaceae. The coding region runs from base 1 to 1875 and encodes 624 amino acids. The transcript has 3 exons.